AAGGAAACCUCUCUGGAGCCUGACCGACUCCAACCGCAACCAGCGCAUCAAAAGAGCGAAACAACAGGAAAGCUCUAAAGCUAGCUAAGCUGUUCCUGUUUGUUCCUGAUCAUCCCUCUAAACGCCGGCCACCCGUCCCUCCCCCCCACCACUCACCCAAUCCGCCUCUUCCCGCGUGCCUCCGCUCGUCCGUCCUCCCUCCCCCCCAUGGCGGCCACCCCGCCGUCGUCGCGGGACCCGUCGCCGCAGCGCCCGCGGCCGUCGUCCGCCGUGGGGCGCGGCAACGGCAAGCGCGGGGGGCUCCUGCUGGGGCGCUACGAGCUCGGCCGCGUCCUGGGCCACGGCACCUUCGCCAAGGUCUACCACGCCCGCCACGCCGACACCGGGGAGACCGUCGCCAUCAAGGUGCUCGACAAGGAGAAGGCGCUCCGCCACGGCCUCGUCCCGCAGAUCAAGCGCGAGAUCACCAUCCUCCGCCGCGUCCGCCACCCCAACAUCGUGCGCCUCUUCGAGGUCAUGGCAACAAAGUCCAAGAUCUACUUCGUCAUGGAGUUCGUCCGCGGCGGGGAGCUCUUCGCCCGCGUCGCCAAGGGCCGCCUCAAGGAGGACACCGCGCGCCGGUACUUCCAGCAGCUCAUCUCCGCCGUCGGCUUCUGCCACGCGCGCGGCGUCUUCCACCGCGACCUCAAGCCCGAGAACCUCCUCGUCGACGAGCGGGGCGACCUCAAGGUCUCCGACUUCGGCCUUUCCGCCGUCGCCGACCAGUUCCACCCCGACGGCCUCCUCCACACGUUCUGCGGCACGCCCUCCUAUGUCGCGCCGGAGGUGCUCGCGCGCCGCGGCUACGACGGCGCCAAGGCCGACAUAUGGUCAUGCGGUGUCAUCCUGUUCGUGCUCAUGGCCGGGUACCUCCCCUUCCAUGACCAGAACCUUAUGGCCAUGUACCGAAAGAUUUACAGAGGGGAAUUCCGGUGCCCGAGAUGGUUCUCCAAGGAUCUUACCAGUCUGUUGAAUCGUCUUCUUGACACCAACCCGGAGACAAGGAUCACCGUGGCCCAGGUCAUGGAGAGCAGGUGGUUUCAAAAGGGCUUUCGGCCUGUCAGGUUCUAUGUGGAAGAUGAUCAGCUGCACAGCGUGGUGGACGGUGACAAUGACGAGCUUGGGCUGGAACCUACUGAGCCUCCUCCUCCGCCGCCACUGCCACCGCCACCGCAACAAGAGGAGGAUGAGUCCGGGUGGGAGUCAGACUCGUCUGUGGCAUCCUGCCCUGCCACCCUAUCGUCAGAGGAGCGGCAGCGACCUGCUGGGCGACUCACACGCCCAGCAAGUCUUAAUGCAUUUGACAUCAUAUCCUUCUCGAAAGGAUUUGAUUUAUCAGGACUGUUUGAGGAGCGAGGGAACGAAAUGAGAUUCAUCUCAGCAGAGCCCAUGCAAACUAUCAUUUCAAAAUUGGAGGAGAUUGCGAAGGUGAAGAGCUUCUCCAUUAGGCGGAAGGACUGGCGUGUAAGCCUAGAAGGCACGAGGGAAGGGGAGAAGGGGCCAUUGACAAUUGGGGCUGAGAUAUUUGAGCUUACACCGAGCCUCUUGGUGGUGGAGGUGAAGAAGAAGGCAGGAGAUAAGGAAGAGUAUGAUGACUUUUGCAAUAGGGAGUUGAAACCUGGGAUGGAGGAUCUCGUGCACCACCAUACAGGCUCGGUUCCAAAUUUACCUCCUCAUACUGGGUAGUUUGGAAGAAAUGCUGAAUUUUCCUCCUAAUUGAGGCCAGCUGCACCCAAGAGGCCAAGAGGCCAGCCAUCUGAUUAGGUCCUUGCAGAACAAGGACUCAGGACUGCAUGGGCAAAUGCAUAAAAGAACAAAGCGUCUGUGCCACUACACCCUUGAAGUCACUGCUUUUGCUGAAUCCUGUUUGAUCUUAUUUUCUUGGGUUGUGUUUAAAAUUACCGGAGGCUCAUACUUGAUGUAAAUUCUUGUUCCGCUGUGUACAUACUGAGUUCUGUCAUUCUGAUAGUGAUUGCUGGAUGCAAAUUGAUUUGAAAUGUUCGACAGACUCUGAAGUUUUAUCUAAAUGCGAGGAGCUGAUAUGACUAGAAGACAGUUUACUUGGUCUUCAUACAUCAACUGGAUUGACAUUUUGUUAUUGCUUGCAGGCCGAGCGGUUUCAAGACCCCGGGAAGUUCUCCGGAGCUAGUGCGGGAGAUAUCCCAAGAAUGAAUUUGAUACUAGUCUAGAAUGGUACUACCCGUCAAUGCCGCCGGUAGGAGGAACUUUGACUGGAACACAAGACAGUCAGUUCUGAACGCCGUUGAACAGUUCUUUUCUUUGCCCUUUUAAGUUUGAGGAGUCCAUAAAAAUGUUUUCAAGCAAGAGGAUGAUUUGAUCCGACCAGGAGAAAACUUGUGAGAUUCUUACAGUUGUUGGUCGAGCUGAAAAUUAACGGGUUACUGCUAGUUC
This is a messenger RNA of Brachypodium distachyon (stiff brome), 2451 nucleotides long. Its product is annotated as CBL-interacting protein kinase 19. Lineage: Eukaryota; Viridiplantae; Streptophyta; Magnoliopsida; Poales; Poaceae. Bases 208 to 1725 code for a protein of 505 amino acids. Gene Ontology annotation, molecular function: protein kinase activity; ATP binding. The transcript is spliced from 2 exons. The record is from RefSeq and is a predicted model, not a curated record. Gene Ontology annotation, biological process: protein phosphorylation; signal transduction.